AUCAGCUGUUUGAAUGCAACGAUUAAUUUGACAUUGACGUGACAUUUUCCAUUUACAAGUGAAAAUUUAUUGUAAAAAAUUUACAUUGUUUAGUUUGUGGAAAAAAAAUAUUGAAAAUUUGUGAAAAUAUUUGAAAAUUCUUUAAAAAAUAUCAAAUUUAUUACAAAAAAUAUUGUGAGGAAGUGUAAUUUAGCAAAAAUUAUGCUAUAGAAACGUGUUGUAGAUAAAUAAUCAACAUCAGUAAAAAUAAAAAUAAAUUUUGAGAAAAAUUGUGAAAUUAUUUUUUCCACUUUGUCGAUCGAAUUGAAAAACAACAAAAUAUGCGUUCACGCAGCAAUUCAGGCGUACGCCUGGACUAUUACCAACGUAUUGUUCAUCGUUUGAUUAUGAGCCACCAGGAGCCCGUAACGGGUUUAUUUCCAGCAUCUAAUAUUAAUUCGCAUGCCUGGAUCAGAGAUAAUGUAUAUUGUAUAUUGGCAGUAUGGGGUCUGUCGAUGGCCUACAAAAAGAUAGCAGAUCAGGAUGAAGAUCGUGCCAAAUGCUAUGAACUAGAACAAAGUUGUGUUAAAUUAAUGCGUGGUCUCUUAAUGGCCAUGAUGAAUCAAAAGGAUAAAGUGGAAAAGUUUAAAAUAACUCAAAAUCCUUUGGAUUCUCUACAUGCUAAGUAUUCUAGCAAAAACGGACAACCCGUUGUGGGUGAUGCUGAAUGGGGCCAUCUACAAAUCGAUGCGGUAUCAUUGUAUCUUUUGAUUUUGGCACAAAUGACAGCAUCUGGCCUUCAAAUUGUUUUCUCUUUAGAUGAAGUAUCAUUUAUACAAAAUUUAGUCUUCUAUAUUGAAUCAGCCUAUUGUAUUCCCGAUUAUGGCAUCUGGGAACGUGGAGACAAAACAAAUCAUGGUGAACCUGAACUUAAUGCCAGUUCUAUUGGUAUGGCUAAGGCUGCUCUAGAGGCCAUGAACGAAUUAGAUCUAUUUGGUGCCCGCGGUGGUCCCGCUAGUGUUAUACAUGUAUUGGCUGACGAGGCACACAAGUGUCAAGCUGUUUUACAGUCAAUGUUACCGCGAGAAUCGAAUAGUAAAGAACUGGAUUCAGGUCUUUUAUGUGUUAUUGGAUUCCCAGCCUUUGCUGUCGACGACCCACAAUUGAUACGUAAUACCAAAGAUGCCAUCUUACAGCGUUUGCAAGGUAAAUACGGUUGUAAACGUUUCUUACGUGAUGGCUAUCGUACACCUAAAGAGGAUCCCACACGUUUAUACUACGAAAGAUGGGAAUUGCGUAUGUUUGAGAAUAUUGAAUGUGAAUGGCCAUUAUUUUAUUGUUAUUUGAUAUUGUUCCAUGCAUUUCAAUCUGAUAAGUUGGCUGUUAAAGAGUAUGCAGAUCGUUUGGAGCAAAUAAUGGUUCGUGGAGAUGAUGGUAUACUUUUAAUACCCGAGAGUUAUGCGGUAACACAUGAUACUGUACCGCAAGAAUAUCAAAUGCCAGGAUCACAACCCAGGGAAGUUGUAGGACGCUGUCCAUUUUUGUGGGGUCAAUCUCUAUUCAUUUUAGGCAGAUUAUUACAAGAGGGAUUUCUAGCGGUGGGUGAAUUAGAUCCCCUCAAUCGACGUUUGGGUGCUCAGAAAAAACCAGAUGUUGUCGUACAGGUGGUUAUAAUUGCUGAAGAUAAUGAAAUACGCGAUAAAUUGGCUGAAUAUGAUUUGCAUGUUCAAACCAUAGCUGAGGUGGCACCAAUUGAAGUUCAACCAGCUCGUGUUUUAAGUCAUUUAUAUACGUAUUUAGGCAGAAAUCGUAAAUUGGGUUUGACUGGUCGUAAGUCUCGUGAUGUGGGUAUAUUAAGUACGAGUAAAUUGUAUUCUUUAAAAGAUAGAAUAUUUGCUUUUACGCCACAGCAUAUCGAUUAUGAAGAAUAUUACACCACACGUGAUCCUGACUUGCUUGCAAGUAAUUUCACCACCAAUUUAGCUUUCCUAACAAAUAAUUGGCGUCAUAUGUUAGGAAGACCCACUAUAACUUUAAUGGCAACACACUAUAUGCUAGAUCAAGAUAGAAUACCCUUGGCCAUGAUACAAACAAUGCGUAAACUAAAAUCGGGUUAUAUUAAUGGUACUCGUGUUAUGUUGGGCAAUCUUAAGGAUUUCCUUAAUACCUCUGCUAUAACUGAUUUAAGCUUUUUGGGCAGUACCGAAGAUGGUUACCCCGAUCGUUUACAUCCCGAUGUACAGACAUAUUUGGAUGAACAUUUGUUGCGUUCAUUUAGUCAUCGUAAUACUAUGAAUCUAAGAGGUGGUCAAUUGCGUCCCAGACAUCUAAGGCGACGCAUGUCCUGUAAGGGUGCUAUUAAGAAAACUAGAUCUAUUAAUGUGGAUUCUGAUAAUUUGGGCAUGGAGGGUCCUACACCUUUGACCGAAAGACGUUUAUCAUCAAUUGUACCACCGCCCUGGUUGCAGGCUAAUCAACAGACUCCAUUAAAUUCAUUCUCCACUACACCUGAGGGAAGUGCUACUAAUACGAAUCAAAAUCGUUCGGAAGUGUUGAUACGUGAGAAUAUUUAUCCAAUUGAUAUCAAUCAUAGUCGUUCAGCUAUAGAAAAACGCAGUGAGUUUGCUAGACAACAAGAAAUCAACAAUGUUCCUAAAAUUCUUGUGCAACGCCAUCGUACGGAUACAAAUUUUGCCGAUACAGAAGUGGAAGAGUUAAUAGCCAUGCUAAGAGAAACGGAAAAUCUAGAAGAACAAGGUGACAUCUUACAAUAUUUGGUAGAUACCCAAGGAUUAGAUUUCAAUACAGCCGGCUUAGGACUUAAACAAAAAUCAUCAUCGUCCUCUUCCUCCUCUUCUGUAAUUGAUCCAACCCUUGUGGAGGAAUCAACAUACGAUGAGUUAGCUUUAAAAAGUACUGCUUCGAAGCCUCCAUUACCACCAUCUGCACUGUUGGUGGUGCCCAAUGAUGAGUCAGCAUCUUCUAAUAAUACCAACAAUGUCAAUGUUAUUAAUUCCUCUCACUCUGAAGGCAUGCUGGAAGAGGGACGUGUCGUUACUGUGCGCGAUUUACUCAAGGGCUUAUACGAAAAGGCCUGUCAGCAGAAACUCUGGGGUUUGGUACGUCAUACCGCCGGUAUGUUGGGUAAGCGAGUGGAGGAUUUAGCCAAAGCUGUUACCGAUUUGUUGGUACGUCAGAAACAAGUGACCGUGGGCAUGCCACCGAAUAAUGAGUUUACCAUAACGGCUCCCUUACCCGAAGCAGACUUAAGACAGUUGAUACAUGAUGCUUAUGGUGAUGAUGAAAGUACCGCUAUGUUGACACAAGAAUUAAUGGUUUAUUUGGCCAUGUUUAUACGCACCGAACCACAAUUGUUCCAUGAAAUGUUACGUCUUAGAGUUGGUCUUAUUAUUCAAGUAAUGGCCAAGGAAUUAUCACGUACUUUGAAUUGUGAUGGUGAGGCGGCCUCGGAACAUUUGUUGAAUUUGUCACCUUUUGAAAUGAAAAAUCUUUUAUAUCAUAUCUUAAGUGGCAAGGAAUUUGCUGUAAGCAGUGUGGCUCGUGGCAAUCUAUCCAUUGUUAGCUGUAAAUCCAGCCGUGUUAGCAAGAAGAGUCAAAUUGGUUUGGGUGACCCAGAGGGUGAAGAUGCCUUAAUCGCCAGUAUUGAUGAUAGACAGGGACAAUGGUUACGUAGACGUCGUCUAGAUGGUGCUCUUAAUCGUGUGCCACGUGAUUUCUAUUCGCGUGUCUGGUCAGUUUUAGAAAAAUGUCAAGGUUUGGCCAUAGAAGGUCGUAUUCUACAACAGAGUUUAACCCAAGAAAUGACUCCUGGCGAGUUAAAGUUUGCCUUGGAAGUUGAGACAGCCUUAAAUCAAAUACCCCAACCGGAAUAUCGUCAAUUGGUGGUGGAGGCUUUAAUGGUUUUGACUCUGGUAACCGAACAUAAUAUGGUACCAAAUUUGGGUGGUAUUAUAUAUGUCGAACAUUUGGUGCACAAAGCCAAUCAAUUGUUUUUGGAAGAUCAACGUAAGGUUCAGGGUGAUGCUACACUCUGCUGUGCCAAAUCCAAAGAUGGUAAGGAACAACACCAGGCCGCCUCUGGUAUGUUGUUGUGUGGUGGUGCUGCAUAUAUUUGUCAACAUUUGUAUGACAGUGCUCCUAGUGGCAGUUAUGGCACUAUGACUUAUAUGGCACGUGCCGUAGCUUUGGUCUUGGAUUGUCUUCCCAAACAUGGUGAAAUGGAAUGCGCCAUUUCCUAAUCAUUUUAUAAAGUAUACGUUUUCUCGAAUGAGUUUUAUCUCAUGCUUUAAUUUUGCUGAAUUUUAAGUUUGCUAUUUAACCAUUACAAUAAAAAAGUGUUUUUAGUUGUUUAAUUAUUAAUGUUUAGUUCUAUUUUUUGUUUUUGUAACAAUUCAUUAAGAAAUUUUACUCGAAAUUUUGUUGAAUUUUAUGAAUUUAUUUUGUAAUUAAGUGGAAUAAUCCAUACAUAUAUUUUAUUUACAUAUAUAAUCUAUUUUAUUUGUUUUCUUAGAACAAAAUAAUAAAGUGCAUAGAAAAUUG
Lucilia sericata (common green bottle fly) is the source of this 4539-nucleotide messenger RNA. RefSeq names its product probable phosphorylase b kinase regulatory subunit alpha. Gene Ontology annotation, molecular function: calmodulin binding. The coding region runs from base 321 to 4238 and encodes 1305 amino acids. Gene Ontology annotation, cellular component: phosphorylase kinase complex. The record is from RefSeq and is a predicted model, not a curated record. The transcript is spliced from 13 exons. Gene Ontology annotation, biological process: glycogen metabolic process. NCBI's taxonomy places the organism in Eukaryota, Metazoa, Arthropoda, Insecta, Diptera, Calliphoridae.